GCGAGGAUUCUGGGAGAGGAAAAUGGCGGCUGCUGGGCUGUGGCCUAGGGUGGGAAGGCUCUUUGAGAUGGCGCCGGCACUGGGGCCUUGGCCCCGGCUUUACAGCACGUCCCCGGCCUUCGCCGAAGUGCUAAGGCUGCCGCAGAAACAGCUAACGAAAGUUCUGUACCCGCUGCGGGAACUGGAGCAGCACCUCGUCUCGGACACCGGGCCAGGCCUGAUCGAACAGAGGCUCUUCGACCCCAGCCUGGAGGACAUCGCGAGGGCGGAGAGCGUCUUCGCGGCCACAGCCCGGAACCGCAUCGAGUACCUCAGCUCCGCCGUCCGCCUAGACCACGCCCCGAGCCUGCAGCAGCCGGAGGUGUGUUUCAUAGGUCGGAGCAAUGUUGGAAAAUCCUCCUUGAUAAAGGCCUUGUUUUCGCUGGCCCCUGAUGUAGAAGUCAGAGUCUCAAAAAAACCGGGCCACACAAAGAAAAUGAAUUUUUUCAAAGUUGGAAAAUAUUUUACAUUGGUGGACAUGCCAGGUUAUGGCUAUAGAGCCCCGGAAGACUUUGUUGACAUGGUAGAGACCUAUCUAAAAGAACGGACGAACUUGAAGAGAACAUUUUUGUUAGUGGAUAGUGUUGUUGGAAUUACAAAGUUAGACAAUAUUGCCGUAGAAAUGUGUGAAGAAUUUGCAUUGCCUUACGUGAUGAUAUUAACAAAAAUUGACAGAUCUUCCAAGGGCUAUCUUUUAAAACAAGUGCUUCAGAUCCAGAAGUACGUCAACACACAAACACAAGGCUGUUUUCCUCAGUUAUUUCCUAUAAGUGCAGUGACCUAUUCUGGAGUCCAUCUGUUGAAAUGCUUUAUAGCAGAUGUGACAGGAAGUCUUAAGUAAACGCUCCCAGGGUAGAUGAAGGUUCAACGUUCUUCAUGUCAACUGGAGUUAAACAUCUCGAAGAAUUCCAAUAUUGUUUUAAAUAUUGUGCAUCUCAACUUGCAAGAGAAUCAGCAAGCUUUAAAACCUGCAUCAUCCUGAAGCAAAAAUGAAUUUGUUGGGGGUGAGGGUUAUAAUUAAAUCAUAAUGUUAAUUAGGACAGAUGCUAGCUGCUUUUUCUAUUUUAACAAACUGACAAGUCCAAGAGCAUAUAGAAAUACAUGAAGUGAGACUCUGUUACUACUAUGUGGAGAGGUUUGUUAUAUUAUUAAUUUUUUGUCUUAUAAAAAGUGUCUAUAGUUUUUAAUGUUGUAAAUGUGAACUAGGUAAGGUGGGGGUGCCUUUCUGUAAAGCAUGCAUAGGUAAGUAGAAAAGUAAAGGACCUCAUGUAUGCUUAUAA
Messenger RNA from Peromyscus californicus insignis, 1319 nucleotides. RefSeq names its product GTP binding protein 8 (putative) (gene Gtpbp8). NCBI's taxonomy places the organism in Eukaryota, Metazoa, Chordata, Mammalia, Rodentia, Cricetidae. The transcript is spliced from 6 exons. Bases 23 to 880 code for a protein of 285 amino acids. Gene Ontology annotation, molecular function: GTP binding. Gene Ontology annotation, cellular component: mitochondrion. The record is from RefSeq and is a predicted model, not a curated record.